Molecule: messenger RNA, 847 nt
Organism: Pygocentrus nattereri (red-bellied piranha)
Lineage: Eukaryota; Metazoa; Chordata; Actinopteri; Characiformes; Serrasalmidae
Gene: rpl8
Product: ribosomal protein L8
Exons: 5
Coding region: 38-811 (257 amino acids)
Biological process (GO): cytoplasmic translation
Cellular component (GO): cytosolic large ribosomal subunit; ribosome
Molecular function (GO): RNA binding; structural constituent of ribosome
Source: RefSeq, a predicted model, not a curated record
AGGUGGUUGAUUGCUUGUGUUUUUUGUAGAACCCACAAUGGGACGAGUGAUCAGGGCUCAGAGGAAAGGUGCGGGCUCCGUCUUCAAAGCCCAUGUAAAGCACAGGAAAGGAGCUGCUAAACUCCGACACAUUGACUUUGCUGAACGCCAUGGCUACAUAAAGGGAAUCGUGAAGGACAUCAUUCACGAUCCUGGCCGUGGAGCUCCCCUGGCCAAGGUGGUAUUCCGUGAUCCUUACAGGUUUAAGAAAAGGACUGAGUUGUUCAUUGCAGCUGAAGGCAUCCAUACUGGACAGUUUGUUUUCUGUGGCAAGAAAGCCCAGCUGAACAUUGGCAAUGUACUGCCUGUUGGUGUCAUGCCUGAGGGUACCAUCAUCUGCUGUCUGGAGGAGAAGCCUGGUGACAGGGGUAAGCUGGCCCGUGCAUCCGGAAACUAUGCCACUGUCAUCUCCCACAACCCUGAGACCAAGAAGUCCAGAGUCAAGCUCCCCUCUGGAGCCAAGAAAGUCAUCUCCUCAGCUAACAGAGCUGUUGUUGGUAUUGUUGCUGGUGGUGGUCGUAUCGACAAACCCAUCCUGAAGGCAGGACGUGCCUACCACAAGUACAAGGUCAAGAGGAACUGCUGGCCUCGUGUCCGUGGUGUGGCUAUGAAUCCUGUUGAGCAUCCCUUCGGUGGUGGUAACCAUCAGCACAUUGGCAAACCCUCAACUAUCAGGAGGGAUGCGCCCGCUGGACGCAAGGUCGGUCUCAUUGCUGCUCGUCGUACUGGCAGACUGCGUGGAACAAAGACCGUCCAGGACAAAGAAAACUAAAGUGUGUCUUCAUAAUAAAAUGUCCUGACAAAUCUG